CCGCUCCAUUCCAGGGGACAUGCUGGGGGUGACAGCCGCCCGCAUGGCCCCUUCCCUGCGGUCUCUCCCUUGUCCUGCCGCGCAAUUCUCUGCCGUCCCCCCUGAAGCCCAGUUUUGCUGGUAAAGCAACUGGCAGUUUCCGUUUCUUCGGGACGUGUUCCUCAUGAUCCGGCGCCACAAGACCACCAUCUUCACGGACGCCAAGGAGUCGAGCACUGUGUUCGAGCUGAAGCGCAUCGUCGAGGGCAUCCUCAAGCGGCCGCCCGACGAGCAGCGGCUGUACAAGGAUGACCAGCUUCUGGAUGAUGGCAAGACACUGGGAGAGUGUGGCUUCACCAGUCAGACGGCGAGGCCGCAGGCCCCAGCCACUGUAGGGCUGGCCUUCCGAGCAGAUGAAGCUUUCGAGGCCCUGCGCAUUGAACCCUUCUCCAGCCCACCUGAGCUGCCAGACGUGAUGAAGCCGCAGGACUCAGGAAGCAGCGCCAAUGAACAAGCGGUGCAGUGAGAGGGCCCUGGGCCCGCCCCCAGUGCCCCCCAAUAAAAGAGAUUUGGGUGUCUGC
Canis lupus familiaris (dog) is the source of this 560-nucleotide messenger RNA. It is a transcript of the gene ELOB, whose product is annotated as elongin B. The record is from RefSeq and is a predicted model, not a curated record. The coding region runs from base 164 to 505 and encodes 113 amino acids. Lineage: Eukaryota; Metazoa; Chordata; Mammalia; Carnivora; Canidae. The transcript is spliced from 4 exons. Gene Ontology annotation, molecular function: protein binding. Gene Ontology annotation, cellular component: VCB complex; elongin complex. Gene Ontology annotation, biological process: transcription elongation by RNA polymerase II.